AACCCAAGAAACGACGCACGAGUGUGAACAAGGAGAACAAUGGAAUCCAAAACACCAAUCUCAUGAUGUCUCCAACGCCAUAUUGGAAGGUUAGUUUCUAUGUUAGCCCGCGAUUGAAUGGAUCUAGAGACAACAUAAUCUUUAUCUUUUGUUCGUACUCAGAAUUGAUUUGAUCCCGUAAUUGUUGAACCACUGAAGGUCGCCAGGGAACGUGGUGACAAACACUCUCCACGAGAAACAAGAUCUGCUAGAAAAAAGAAAUUGAUCGAAGAAAAAACAAGAGAUGGAGUGUUGUCAUUUUCUCCUCCAAACCAGGUAGCAAACGCCCGAAAAGAGAUGUUGGAACUUGAGAGGAAGACCCGAGAACGGUAAGUAAAAUGGUUUUGAUUACUCACCUUCGCUGUUUUUAAUUUGAAGAAUGUCUCAUCAAAUCAUUCUUUCUUCAAAUAGCGACAGCCGCAUUGAUGAAAAUCGAAAAAAUGGACAGUUGCUUGUCUUCUCAAAAGAUUUCGAGAGCCUGACGGAUAUACCAGCUGACAGUAACGAGGAUAACGAUGAACAUACACACAGUUCGAUGAAGACUGUGAAGCAGAAAUCUAAGGUUGGUGUCAACAAUGGUGAAGACGAAAGAGUAGUAUCAAACGAUGUUGAAGGCAACGGUGUAUCAUCAUUCUCCAUCGAUGACGAAAGGUUGGCGAGAUACUCAGAAGAAUUGUCUUGCUUGACAAAAUCCACAAAUCACGGAGAACAUUCUCAAGAGAUGAUGAAUGCAAUCAAAGGUUUGGGUGAAAAAUUUGAAAUUCUUGAUCGUCGCCUUUCAGAGUUCCCUUCUCAGCCCAUGACUACACAUCAAUUCUCCGACCCAAAAACCCUCGAGGAGCUAGGAGAAAAGAUGCGUCAAAUUGACGGACUAUCAAAGAAGAAUUCGAAAUUGGAGAAGGAGAACAAAACGAUGGACUUAAAACUGAAGAAAGUUGAGAUAGAUCUACAUUCUGAAAGGGAGAAGCUUGAUGCGGCCAUAGUUGACCUUGAGAAAGUUGAGUCGAUGAAUGAAUCUUUGAAAACAACUCUUAACGAAUAUAAGGCGAAGAAUCAUGUACUCACCAACAAGGUUCUGCCUCGAACGGAGAAAGAGCUCAAGAAAUCGGUACAAGAGCUAAAAAAGUACAAAAAACGAGUCGAGCAAACAUCGGCUACACUACAAGAGUACGAAGAAGCGAUGAAGGACCUCAAGUCCGAACAUGACCUUCUUCUGAGAAAAACCGAGGAGGAGAAGGCACACUUCCAAACGCUCAACGAAGACUCUUAUCGAGCUCACCAAGAAGAACGGCUCGAGAAUGAGAGAAAAGAACAGAUGCUAAAAGAGGCCCAGAAAUCCUUGGAAAUGACUAAAAGCGAGCUUGAAGUUGAACGUUCUCGUGCUGACGAUCAGAUGAAAAAAUUCCAAAAUGCACUGAAAGAGCUGAAACGGACAAAGGUAGAAAAAGAAAAACUCGAAGGGCAGUUUUUAGAUUUCAAGGACGAGCUCAUGGCAAAUAGUGAGGAAAGUAGUGCAGCGAUCAGACUUGUUGAAAAAGACAGAGAGACUCUUGAAAAUCGCUUGAAAGAAGUUGAAAACCAACUGAAGGAAGUGACCGAAGAGAAAAAUGACGCAUUGGAUAGGUUGAGUACGUCUGAUAAACGAGAAGAUGACCUUUUCAACCGACUCCGUGAAAGCGACCGUGUGCGUAAAGAACUUCACGCUCGCGUCAUGGUUUUGAUAGGUAGUAUUCGAGUCUUUGUGCGUGUGCGACCUGCUCUGCCAGAAGAGCUGGAAUCAUCCUCUGACAAAGACUUGAAGCAUGUAUUCAAAUUUUCCGACGGUUUAGGCACAACUAAUAGAGACAAGAAUUCCAAAUAUGGCUGUGACGAUCCUACGAAAAAUGUACUAGAGGUUACUGAGCCUUACAAGGAUAGAGGUGGUCUUUCACAGCGACGCAAGAAGUGGUCGUUUGGCUUUGAUAAUGUUUUUAACCCGUCUCAUUGCCAAGAAGACUUAUGGGAGGCAACAGAACCUUUGGUGCAAUGCGCAAUAGAUGGUUUCAAUGUCACCCUUUUUGCGUAUGGCCAGACGGUAAGUAGCUUGACCGUUUGGUGCUUUAGCAUUUGCCUCUGAUGCCUAUUUUGAAACUCACUGCUUUAGUUUAACGAACCAACAGGGAUCUGGUAAGACAUUUACAAUGCUUGGCGAUUCUCAAUCGCCAGGUAAGGAAGGGAUCAUUUCUCGAUCGAUUCGCAAAUUGUUCGAGGCAAAAUCAAAAAUUGAAGAGCUUUCUCAGGGAGAGAAGUCAGUUUCAGUCACUAUUGAAAUGCUGGAAAUCUACAACGAGCAGGUGAUAGAUUUGUUGUCCCCAAAAGCCACCGAACCAUUAAAAGUUUCAGGCAAUAGGGCUGUAGGGAGCAUACAUCAGUCUGUGUCUGACGAAGCCAGCGUAUUCAAAAUUUUAGCUGUAGCCCAAAAGCGCAGAACGGUCAAGGCUACUUCUUCCAAUGCUACAAGUUCUCGAAGUCACCUGUUAUUUACGAUCGAAUAUACCGUUACUUCCAAGGAUGGUUCAGUUCAAGUUGGGAAAUUGAAUGUUUGCGAUUUGGCUGGGUCAGAAAGAUUGUCAAAAAGUGGAGCUCAUAACUCUKGUGGGGCUUUGCUCAAAGAGACAAAGUGUAUUAACUUGUCACUGAGCACCCUUUCAAAUGUUAUUGAAAAAUUACAAGCUGGAGAAAAAAAUGUUCCCUUCCGCGAUUCCAAACUGACAAGUUUACUACAAAACAGUUUAGGCGGAAACUCGAAGACUCUUUGUAUCAUUUGCUGCAAUCCUUUGCAAUCCCACUUUCAUGAAACUCUGUGCAGUCUUCGUUUCGCUGCGAAAAUCAACAAGGUCGACUUGAAAUCUGUGCAGAAUUUUAUUGCUUAAAAUACUAAUCAUUGCCAUUGGAUUUUGAACAGGGUACUUUAUCGGGAAAAUUAAUGUCAAGGGAGAAC
This is a messenger RNA of Pseudo-nitzschia multistriata, 3019 nucleotides long. Lineage: Eukaryota; Bacillariophyta; Bacillariophyceae; Bacillariales; Bacillariaceae. The record is from the annotation of a GenBank genome assembly.